AACAUUCGCGCUCUGUUUACAACCAUGCGUAUGAAUAACUCAAAGAUACUCAAAUCGGAAUUGUGUUAUUCUUUAGUUUGAAACUAAUAAGUGAGGUUAUUUUCUGUGUUGUUAUAACAAAAGUUUUAUCCAUUCCACUGGUUAUUAUUUUUAUGCUCUGAUUUACGGAAUUAUUUCCGAGGACAUUUAAAUUGACGCUAAAGUAUAGACAUUUCUAGGUGACAAUGGUACCUUUGGGACCAUCUCCAGUUCAUCAAUCAUUAAAUAGCACAACUUCAACGCCAGCAUCUGGGACUAAAGGAAAUUCUUCCGUGAAACCAAAUUAUACGUUAAAAUACACACUCGCUGGACAUACGAAAGCUAUAUCUUCGGUCAAAUUUAGCCCUAAUGGAGAAUGGCUUGCAAGUUCAUCUGCCGACAAGCUCAUAAAGAUAUGGGGAUCUUAUGAUGGAAAAUUCGAAAAAACUAUUCAAGGACAUAAAUUAGGAAUUUCCGAUGUAGCAUGGUCAAGUGACAGUAGGCUAUUAGUUUCUGCUUCUGAUGAUAAAACUCUCAAAAUAUGGGAGCUUAGCUCGGCUAAAUGUUUGAAAACUUUAAAAGGCCACAGUAAUUACGUAUUCUGUUGUAAUUUUAAUCCUCAGUCUAAUCUCAUCGUUUCUGGUUCGUUUGAUGAAAGUGUCAGAAUUUGGGACGUUAGAACAGGAAAAUGUUUGAAAACGUUACCAGCGCACUCUGACCCCGUAAGUGCAGUUCAUUUCAACAGAGAUGGAUCCUUAAUUGUUUCUAGCAGUUAUGAUGGAUUAUGUCGCAUAUGGGAUACUGCGUCUGGACAAUGUUUAAAAACUCUAAUUGAUGAUGACAACCCACCAGUAUCAUUUGUUAAAUUUUCUCCAAAUGGUAAAUAUAUUUUGGCUGCAACUCUUGAUAACACGCUUAAGUUGUGGGACUACAGUAAAGGGAAAUGCUUGAAAACUUAUACCAGUCAUCGUAAUGAAAAAUACUGCAUAUUCGCAAAUUUUUCUGUCACAGGGGGAAAGUGGAUCGUUUCUGGUUCAGAAGAUCAUAUGGUAUAUAUUUGGAAUUUACAGACUAAGGAAGUUGUUCAAAAACUUCAGGGACAUACAGACGUAGUACUAUGUACAACAUGCCACCCAACGGAUAAUAUUAUUGCUUCAGCUGCUUUGGAAAAUGAUAGAACUAUAAAGUUAUGGAAAAGUGAUACAUAGACUAUUUAAUUUAAGUAAAAUAUUUUGUGUAUAAAUUUAUAUUACUUUAUCCUGUAAAUCAUAUUGCUACUGAAAGUGUAUUUUAUAAAAACAUUAUUUUUCUUUUCUACAUUUUUGUAAUCUCGAACAUCUCAAUAAUGGAUUUUAAGUCGCAAUCAGUAGUUAUUUCAAUGAUUUUAAAUAAAAACGGACUGACUUCACAAUCAAUAAGGAAGAACGUUGAUUUAAAUAUGGGCAAGCACCAUAUUAAUAUCUAGAUAACUAUAUUUUGCACGCUUCGAACGCGAAGCAGAGAGUGGUUGCUAUAUUGUUGACAAAAUAAAAUCGCAAUUCACUCAGCUUAAAUCAUUUCCAUUAAUUUUAUAUUAAACUUAUAAAAUAAAAAUGGCCAUUCGGCAACCGAAAUAGAAGUAGAUUUCUCAUUAUUUAUUCAUUAAUUUUCAAGUUUCCCGAUAAAAAUAAUUUUAAAAUAGUAUAUU
This is a messenger RNA of Microplitis mediator, 1705 nucleotides long. RefSeq names its product protein will die slowly (gene wds). Lineage: Eukaryota; Metazoa; Arthropoda; Insecta; Hymenoptera; Braconidae. The transcript has 10 exons. Gene Ontology annotation, molecular function: histone binding. The coding region runs from base 225 to 1226 and encodes 333 amino acids. The record is from RefSeq and is a predicted model, not a curated record. Gene Ontology annotation, cellular component: Set1C/COMPASS complex.